Molecule: messenger RNA, 315 nt
Organism: Blastomyces gilchristii SLH14081
Lineage: Eukaryota; Fungi; Ascomycota; Eurotiomycetes; Onygenales; Ajellomycetaceae
Product: beta-galactosidase
Exons: 1
Coding region: 1-315 (104 amino acids)
Source: RefSeq, a predicted model, not a curated record
AUGCUCGUCGACAACAUGAGUCUAGGUCAGGACUACGUCAUCGGUGCGGAUUCUACAAAGAAUCCGCGCGGCAUUCAGCAUUACAAACUUUUCGGACGCCUGCAGUCAAGGGUCACUUGGAAGUUGGCGGGCAAUCUAGGCAGAGAGGAUUACCAAAAUCGCUUCCGUGGACCUCUGAAUGAGGGGGGUCUAUACAUUGAGCGACAGGGCUGGCAUCAACCAAACCCCACCGCCCAGUCCUGGAAGUCUGCAAGCCCCAUUACCGACGGCGUUGUGGGUGGGUGCGGGAGUAGGUUUUUUCACCACGGAAUUUAA